Molecule: messenger RNA, 115 nt
Organism: Auanema sp. JU1783
Lineage: Eukaryota; Metazoa; Nematoda; Chromadorea; Rhabditida; Rhabditidae
Source: the annotation of a GenBank genome assembly
AUGAAGUCGAUGUCGAGUCGAAGAUCAACCAAAUUAGGCCGAACCCCUGUAUCGAUACACAACACGUCUUGGUUCGUUCUCGGCAAGACUUGGUUUAGUUCCUUUGAUCACCAAU